UUUCAAUGCAUUUGCAUCCUCCAACCAAACACGCAUUCUGGGAGUGUCACUCUCCUUUUUCUUUGUACGGAACUCUACACUGGAGAGCUCCGUCUCCACAGUAGUUAGCCGCCGUUCACUGUUAAUGCUGCUCCGCACAACGUAAAGCUCACAUUUUUGCGCGACAUGGCCGUCGUUCCCAACUCUCUAAGGCUGAAGAAGCUCUUCAACCUUGAUAAUCCCAAUGAUAUCAGAAGACCACCCCAGCAACCCUUAUCACUUUUCCUGUCGACUCUCAGCGAUCUAUUUUCCAAUCCUUCUGCCUCCUCCGUCGCAACCACUUCCGUCGAUUCAAAAGGCGGUGAUGCUGCAAAACCCAAAUUAAGCUCACGCAAGCAAGCUCGAGCAAUGGCUGAGCUGAUCAAGUUCCAGCAGUGGACUCAUCAAACGGAGUCUUCUCUCACCGCUAUCUCCGGCCCUUCUCUCUCCGCGGAUACUAUUGCUCAGACCAUCAGCCUCAUCAAAGGAUCUCGGAAAGCCCUUCAGUUCUUCGCCUGGGCCGAAAAAAACGGAGUUGCCAAUACACCCCGAUGCUAUUUCGUCAUGCUGGAACUCCUCGGGAAAGAGAGGGACCUCAAUGCCGCCCGGAACUUCCUGUUUUCCAUCCCCAAGAGAUCUAACGGUGCUGUAGAACUCGAAGCCAGGUUCUUUAACAGUCUGAUUAAAAACUAUGCUUUAGCUGGGCUCUUUGAAAAGUCCGUUGCCCUUUUCGAAACAAUGAAAUUAACCGGAAUUUCCCCAUCUGUAGUCACAUUCAACACUCUCUUCUCAAUUUUGAUGAAAAGGGGUCGAACAGGUAUGGUCCACCAACUGUAUGAUGAAAUGCACAAGACAUUUGGCGUCAACCCUGAUUUGCACACAUUUAAUAUUUUGAUUAAAGGGUGUUGCAUGAAUUCAAUGGUGAAUGAAGGUUUCAGGUUCUUCAAGGAAAUGGAGAAACACAACUGUGAGCCCGAUGUGAUCACGUACAACACCCUUGUUGAUGGUCUGUGUAGGGCCGGGAAGGUGAAAAUAGCUCAAAAUGUGGUAAAAGGCAUGGUAAAGAAGGGAUCAAAUCUGACCCCUAAUGUUGUCACUUACACCACUUUGCUUAAAGGAUAUUGCAUGACCAAUUCAAUUAAAGACGCUUUGGAUAUUUUCAAAGAGAUGGUUGAUUUAGGGAUAGAACCAAAUAAUAGCACCUAUAACAUUCUCAUACAAGGCCUUAUAGAAGCUCAGGAGUAUGAUAAAGUUAAGGAGCUAUUCAGGGUAGCUAAAAAAGAGAACAAAGGGUUCGUUCCCGACACAUGUACAUUCAACACAUUGAUCAACAAGCAUUGUGAGGAAGGUAAUCUAAAGGCGGCAUUAGAAUCUUAUGAUAAGAUGUCUCUCCUAAAAGUCCAUCCUGACUCGGCCACUUUCAGUAUCUUGAUAAGAUGUUUGUGCCUGAAGGGAGAUUUUGAGACAGCAGAGAAAUUCUUUGAUGAUUUAUUUGAGUCAGAAAUUGUUUUAUCGAAUGCCGGAUGUACACCUGUUGUUGCGGCGUUCAAUUCCAUGUUCAGAUAUUUGUGCAAUAACGGGAAGACGAAGAAGGCCGAUAAAGUCUUUAGACAGUUAAUGAGAAGAGGAAUUCAAGAUCCUUCUACUUUCAAGACUCUCAUCAUGGGACAUUGCAGUGAGGGAGCAUUUAAGGAUGGGCACGAACUUUUGGUUUGGAUGUUACGGAGAAAUUUCCUUCCAGACCACGAAACAUAUGAAUCUCUGAUUGACGGCCUGUUACGCGUGGGAAAACCAAAACUCGCCUAUGAUACUCUUGAAAAGAUGUUGAAAAGCUCACAUCUUCCCACAACUUCAGUGUUCCAUAACAUUCUCAUGGGGCUUGCCAAACAGGAUUGUGCUCUUGAGUCUGCUGAUUUAGUGGUGCUAAUGUUGCUUAAAAAAAUCAGACCAAACAUCACUCUUUCGACUGAAACCAUAAAGAUACUUUUCAAAUCCGGUUUGCGAGAACGGGCAUUUGAGAUUCUUCAGGGUCUACAUGAAAAUGGCUAUUUGGUAAAUAUUGAAGAGUUAAUUUUGUUUCUUUCCCAGAGGAAGGAGUUUUCUGGAGCACGUGAAUUGUUACUUUUUAGCCUAAAGAAUGGUCUUAGUGUUGGGAUAGAUGUGUGCAGCAAUGUGUUGAUUGCACUUUGUAAAGAAGACGGUAGAGCUCUAGAAGCCUUUGAGCUUUACUAUGAGUUAGUGGAAAGGAAAAUUGAAGUGCCUUUGGAGUGCUUAGAAGAUUUAAAACAUAGACUAGAGGUGGAGGGAAGGUCUAAAGAAGCUGAAUUUGUUGCCAAUAGGAUGAUGCCAAAAGGCAGGGCCUAAUUUGUUGCAGAAAGAAACUCAAGCCCCAUUUGUCUACACUAACUUCUUGGAGACUUUUGAAUGGAGACUAUAGGUGUUACUCAACAAAAGUGAAAUAUAUUUGGGAGAGUAACUUAGAGCUCAUUUGGCAAGGCAUGAAAUUGCUGAAGUGAUAGAAUGCGCAAAAUUUACUGGAGAUGUGGGAGAAGUAGUUGAGUAUGCAGAGUUGUGUAAAAAAGUAUUUAACAAUUUUAACAUAUACUUUGUAUACCUAAAUUAAAUCUGAAGGUAGAAAUGCCGUGUUCUUUAAUUCCACUUUCCAUUUCCAGUCAUUUCAAGUAAAAAGAUGUAACUCAUGCAUGAUUUUUUUUAUCAAUUGACCCCUAAUUCAGCCAGAGCACUGAAAUGCAUUAUAUUUUGUAAAAAAUGUUUUAUUUAUUUUUUAAAAAAUUGUAAGACAAAAAAUGUUUACUGACGCCCUCUUAGUCAUGUCAUUUCACUAUGUUUGGUUUAUAGGUUUGUUAGUGAUAUGAUGCGGGAAGAGCAUGGGGCGGGACGGGCUUGAGCCCACCUUCGUGGGCUGGCCGCGAGCAAUUUAAUUAAUUUUAAUUAUUCCUUUUAUUUUGUUUCCUAAUUUAUUUUGUUUCCUAGUAUGAUUUAAUUAGGACUUCUAUUAAUUAGAGGUUUCCUAUUUCUAUUUAGUUUCCUUGAAUGGUUUAAUUAGGACUCCUAUUAUGUUUCUUACUAGGAUUUACACAACACUUUAACGGAAAAGAAGGUGGCUGCCGCGAUGGUAGCUAUGGAAGGAGGAGCGCUUUACUGGGUGACCUGGCUGAGAUCGCGCAGGCCCCGGAUGACUUGGGCAGAUUUCAAGCAAGCCUUGGUGGACAGAUUUGAUUCUCGAUUUCAAGGGAAUAAGUAUGAACGACUGUCUGGAGUCAGGCAAAUUGGGUCUAUAGAAGAUUACAACAUCUUGUUUGUUCAGCUAGCAAGCCAAGUUCUAGGGUUACCCGAUGAGCACUAUUUGGGAUAUUACAUGAGCGGUCUUAAGGAGAUAAUCCGAAGCUCGCUGCGAUUGCUCCGACCAAACAACCUGGAGAUGGCUAUGGAAUUAGCUCGCGAAGUGGAGUAUAAUCUGUCCGUCCAAAGUGGAGAAAGUGGAAGCCUGAAUUAUCAUUCAUCAGGGGUACGUUCUAUCAGCCUUUUAAGGGCAAACACAGGUUCCCCGUUGACUGCCAUUGGUGGCAGCUUACAGGGUUCGGAGGGCAACUUUGCGAAAGAUAGUGGACAGCCUCCGGGGACGAAGUCAGGGUUGUCUGGGCAGCCUACGACACGCUUUCAGUUCACUCGACUUCCGCCGAAAGAGUUUGCAGAACUGCGGGCGAAAGGAUUAUGUUUUAGGUGCAAGAAACCAUUUACACCAACACAUGACUGUCCCUUUAAGCAGCUGCGGGUAAUGAUAGCUGAGGAGGAUGAAGAGUUGGACCUCAAGCAGCAUGAAUUCUGUGAAAUAACCGGCCAGGAAAAGGUCCCGGAAAGAGUAGAAGGAUAUUUUCCAGUCUAUACUAUGUCUGGAUAUUUCAGUUCCCGAUCCGCGAGUUUUCAACCUUGAGGACAAGGUUAAUUUGAAGGAGGAUGGAUUGAUAUGAUGCGGGAAGAGCAUGGGGCGGGACGGGCUUGAGCCCACCUUCGUGGGCUGGCUGCGAGCAAUUUAAUUAAUUUUAAUUAUUCCUUUUAUUUUGUUUCCUAAUUUAUUUUGUUUCCUAGUAUGAUUUAAUUAGGACUUCUAUUAAUUAGAGGUUUCCUAUUUCUAUUUAGUUUCCUUGAAUGGUUUAAUUAGGACUCCUAUUAUGUUUCUUACUAGGAUUUAGUUUCCUAUUCAGUUUUGGAUGUAAGGGUUAUAUAAACCCUUGCCUAGGCUUAUUCAAAUCAGGCAUUAAUAAUAUUGGUUUUAGCUAUUUAGCUCUGGGCAACGGAUCCAGCCGUUGAUUAUUUUGGGCAACGGGUUACCCCGUUGAUUUUAUUUUUCUCUUCUUAUCAGUUAGGUAGACAGUUGUUUUGAGAACAAAAUGUCUUUGGUUAGGGGCAAUGUAUUUAUGAAUAAGAGGGGAGUAUCAUAGAAUGUUUUAAUAGGUACUGGAGGUAUUUGUUGAAUCUAAUAUUCAGUGUUUCUAACAAAAUGCAGGAUCUGUUUGUUUUCUUUUGGAGAUUUGCAAUUUUGCAUUUCUUCUUACUCUUUGCAGUUUCACUAUGAUUUUAAAUGAGCAUAGUACACCUAAUACUCAUAUAUAGAUCAGCAAAGAUCUGAAGCAUCGUGACGAUUGUGUUUCUACUAAUUAAAUCUCUGUUAUAUGGCCUGGCUCCACCCCACUUUAAUACAAUAGGUUGCAUUGUACUUUUCAUGGUCAAAUUUUGCUCUUCAACCAAUACUUUUGAUCAACAUUUUUUCUUAAAAUUAUGUUUGUGUGCUUUAUGAGAGUACUCUUAACAAAGAAACAUUUCCUGUAUUACUUUCACAUUGUAAAUCAUUUUGAACAAAAAUAUAUUAUUGGCCAACGUAAGAAGUCUUUGAGCAUAAAAAAAACUAAUAACAUAUGGCCUUUAAAAGUGUGAGGAGGAAGUACAUUGGUCUAAGGAUCAUGUGAUGAGAAUUCGUUUUGCUUUUCUUAACAUUCACUAAUAAUGGUUAAAUAGAUGCAUGUACAAAAUCCCAAAAUUCUGCAACACUUUUGCUUGAAUUCAAAGCUGUUAAAAUUGCAGAUAUACAUUGUCUUGUUAAAUCCAGAAACAUCUAGUGUGUGGCAUCAUCUUAUCGGCAAUGCCUUCAGAGAGAGAAUAUUAUCAAAAUCUGAAGACAUGUAAGAUCGAGGCAGCCCGAAAAUCUCCCAGAAAUGGAGAGCUUGAUCUGCUCCAGCUGAUACCACUGUUUAUCCAUCCAGGCUAUUCAGCGGAAAGAAUUGAAUUAAAAAACAGAUUGAAACAUGGAACACUUGUGUGAAGGAGUAUGACACUGAGAGAUGGGGGGUUUACAAGCUUGGAUGACUCAACAUCCUGAAGCUGAAUCUCAGAGCUUGAAUGUCCUACGCCUAAUGAUUUUCCGUCGUUAGACCAUGCAACACUGCUUGCAUAAUGAUCGCUAUGAUUAUCAUUCAAAUCCCCCAAAUGCUGAACUUUACGAUUAACAGCGUUCAACAUGAAGACUAAUGAGUGCAAUGCAAUGGCUACAAUGUUGGUUCUUCCCCAAUCAAUGAGGUUCAAAUAGAAGUCAUCCCUUAGGAGUCCUACACUCCUACAUGCCCACUGCGUGCAUAAAAACAUUUAUUCAAUUCAUGUCCUACCCACAUGAAGAAAAUCACCAUUGUUGUAUUUAUGUGGCUAUCAUGUGCCCAUUUCUCCCAAAAGCAAACAAAUGGAUUGUUUUUACAUAAAAAAAAUUGAUUUUUAAUCUUAAUUUCUGAAUUCAGAUGUUUGAAUAAAAUAUAUACUCAUCCC
Molecule: messenger RNA, 5853 nt
Organism: Cuscuta epithymum
Lineage: Eukaryota; Viridiplantae; Streptophyta; Magnoliopsida; Solanales; Convolvulaceae
Source: the annotation of a GenBank genome assembly